Molecule: messenger RNA, 966 nt
Organism: Paramecium tetraurelia
Lineage: Eukaryota; Ciliophora; Oligohymenophorea; Peniculida; Parameciidae
Exons: 3
Biological process (GO): dephosphorylation
Cellular component (GO): cytosol
Molecular function (GO): protein tyrosine/serine/threonine phosphatase activity; phosphatidylinositol-3,4,5-trisphosphate 3-phosphatase activity
Source: RefSeq, a predicted model, not a curated record
AUGUAAUCUAUCUUUAUUAUAAUUGAUAUUACACCAUAAAUCAUUGCAAUGGGAUAUCCAGCAGACAAUUUUGAGUCGUUGUAUCGAAAUUCAUUGGAAGAAGUUUAGAGAUUUUUGAAUACAAGACAUCCAGAGAAAUACAAGGUUAUUAAUCUGUGUUCAGAAAGACAAUAUAGACAUGAUUUGUUUUAUAAGGUUGUUGAAUUUCCCUUUGAGGAUCAUUAGCCUCCUCCUUUCUAAAUUAUAUUACCAUUUUGUUUGACCGUAUCAAAAUGGUUAAAAAAGCAAGAUCGAGUUGUAGCCGUACAUUGCAAAGCGGGUAAAGGAAGAACAGGAACGAUGAUAAGCUGCUAUUUACUCUUCUCAAAAUAAUAUGAUUCAUCAAAGGAUGCUCUAAAAUAUUAUGCAAUGAUUAGAACAUAAAAUUAGGAAGGAGUAACAAUACCCAGUUAAGCAAGAUAUGUUGAGUAUUUUAAUAUUGCUCUAAAAAUGAAUUUAUUGUACGUUCCAGCAAAAACAGUGGAGUUAAUAGAGGUUAGAUUAGUCGGAAUACCAAAUUUCGGUAUUUUUGGAGGAUGUAGUAAGAUAUUUAAGUUUAUUAUCGUAGAACCUUUUAUAAGAAUAUAGAAUGAAAAUAAAUAAUUAAUCUAAUAACCAACAAUAUUGACUAAUUAGGAUCAAUAGAAAUAGUACAGUGCCAUAUUCAAAUUUUAAGGAGUUUACUUAAGUGGAGAUGUAGUAGUGCAAUUUUUCCAUAAAUCAAUUGUUUUAGAAGAGAAAAUGUUUUAGGCGUGGCUUAACACUUCUUUUGUUAUUAUGAGUCCAUAACUCUAAAUUUUUAAACGUGAUGAGUUGGAUGGAGUAGGCAAAGAUAAACAAUUUAAGAAAUUUCCUAUCAAUUUUAGCCUGGAAAUUCUGUUUGAUAAAGUUGUCGCUAUUCGUAGAAGAUCAGAUUGUAUAAAAUGA